This is a messenger RNA of Eupeodes corollae, 4400 nucleotides long. RefSeq names its product protein masquerade (gene mas). Lineage: Eukaryota; Metazoa; Arthropoda; Insecta; Diptera; Syrphidae. Gene Ontology annotation, molecular function: serine-type endopeptidase activity. Gene Ontology annotation, biological process: proteolysis. The transcript is spliced from 13 exons. The record is from RefSeq and is a predicted model, not a curated record. Bases 909 to 4097 code for a protein of 1062 amino acids.
AGUAUGUUUUAAACUUUCGAGCUGUUCGCUAACGUUCUUAACGUGGUCUCUCUUCCUUUUAUUUUUUGUUUAGUGUCUGUAUUCUGUCGGAUUGGAGAACUUAAAAUCCUAUAGAUAUAUUUGUAUAUGUGUACAUGUAAAAGAUUGAUAAACUAAUUAAUUUAUUUAUUCAAGGAGAACUAACGGAGUGACAAAAGAAGAAGAAGAAAAAAAUCAAAGAGAAAGACUUCUUCUUUAUCUUCUUCUACAAAACUUCAACACUGCUUCUACAUAUGUAGGUACGUGUUUUGUGUGGUAUCUUCAGCUAUUUUAUUAAAGUGAAAAAGUAGAAAUUACCGUUAGUGUUAUCUUUCUGCGGCAUUUAUCCUAAUUAAUAUCUAUAUGUACGUGUGGAUCGCAAACGACGAUUUCGAGUAACGACCGAACGUGUGGACGUGUUAAAAUCCGAUCGAGUGCGGGUGGAAUUCUUAAAAACCCAUCGCCAUUGUUUUUGUUAUAUUUUAUUUAUUUUUCGAUAAAAUAAAUUUAAAAAAAAAAGAGUUGUUCCCGAUUAUUGGAUUUUCUCUUCUGUAGAUCGCUUAUCUGGAUGCAUCCGUCACCGGGUAUUUUUGAAUUCGGAAUUUGUGUCACAUGAAUAACAAAACUACAACAACAACAACCACAAAAUACAAGAAGUGAAAUGAAAUGAAGAAGUGUUGAGUGCGAAAAGAGAACACAAAGAAAAACAUAAUAAACCAUCGUCUUCGGUCUUCGAUCUUCGGGCGUCGGUGUUGAAUGAGUGGCUUUGUAAUAAGAGAGCUCACAAUCUCGAUCACGAAAAAAGCUAAAAAGUGAAAAAUAAAAAUUAAGAUCUUGCCAAGGUAUAUAACAAAAGUAAACAUAAAAGAGAACUUAAAGAACGAAACAAAAUGAAUGAAGUGCUGACGGUUAGCAUAGCCGUUUUGUGCUGCCUGCUUAUCGCAACGCCAAUAGCUGUCAACUGCGAAGAAGACUCAUUGGCCGGCAGCUUUCUUUCCGGUCUUCUCGACACUAUAACAAGCACAGUUGAUGCCAAGGACUGUCCAGGUGUCUGUGUUCAUUCUUUGGCGGUGUUAAUAUGCGAUGAAGUUCUGCACGAUGUUCCAUGUCCUUCAGCCAGUAUGAAAUGUUGUAUUCAAAGUUCAGUAGGAAAAAAUACAACAUCAGCUAAUCAAAGCCCAUCAACAACUUCAAAACCAUCUACCACCCAAAAACCUUCAACUACCACAACUGCAACAACCCCAACAACUACAACAACCCCGAAACCAAAACCAACUCAGAAGAAAGUCCAAACAACAACGACUACAACAAAGAAACCUGUCUUAUCUAAGAAACCAAUUAAAGCUUCCGAAAAAGAUGAUAAGGAAUCCUCAAAAGCUUGCAGUGGAGUUUGUGUUGCUGAUAGAAUCGCAGAAUAUUGUGAAGCCUAUCUAACCAGCUCGGGUCUAUGUAAGACUGGAAGCAAGUGUUGUGUUUCGCUGGAUGAGUUUCCCAACGGAAAACUACCCAAGGAUAUCUACAUACCAGCAAAACACCAGGUUGGAAAUAAUAUGAUGAAUCAAACUGAAGAAGUGAAAAAGAAUCAACCAUCAAAAUCUGGAGGAUCUUCUUUGACAGCCUCUUCAUCGUCCAUCACCACAACCACCGUGAAGGCAACACCAUCAACCACCCCUGAACCGGCUCGAGUGAAGACCAACUCUCCACAAAAGCCUCAGAAAUCCACGAUGAAAAAGGUCCCCGCCACAACAACCACCACUGAAUCCACCCAAGAGGAUGAAUCAAAUGACGACGAUGAACAAAACGAAAACAAUAACAACAACAACAAUGAAAACAAUGGACAGGUCCUUAAGGAAUGCGAUGGAGAAUGCCUCAGUGGAUUGUUUUCACUUUUCUGUGAAGACAUUGACUCCGAGGCGUAUUGCCCAGGCGAAAGUAAUUGUUGUGUUACUGAUGCCAAAUCUGAGUCUCCUCCAACGACACCAGCCAAUAAACCUACUCCUGCAGCAAAAGUUCCUCCCAAACCUGCUGCGAAAGUUCCACCAAAGACCCCACUUAAAACUGCUCCACCUCAAGCGCCAUCACCAUCAUCUUCAUUGCAAUCGGCCGUGUCCGAUAUGUUGUUCUCGCAAAUUUUGAAUUACGCUGAAAACACCCUUACCGGAGGUGGGGGAGGUGGUGGUAGUAGUAGCCCCCCACAAAGACCGCCCCAGCAGCAACAACAAUAUCCACAGCAGCAGCAGAAUAAUCAGAUUCCAGCUUGUCCUGGUUAUUGUAUGUUACAGUUGAUGGAAGCGUUUUGUGAGAGACCGUCUGUGGUAAUACAACAUACAACGACUUGUGGCAAAAGUUCUAUUUGCUGUGAUAAUUCAAGAGCUGGCCCACCAAAACAAAGACCUAAUGGUGGACAACUUCAAUCACAAUCCCAAAACCAACCACCUACAGCUCCACCAUAUGUUGUUCCCAAUACACCAAGUCCAGAUCCUCGAGAAGAGUGUCCCGGAUCAUGUAUUGUGAGCCUCUUAAGUUUCACCUGUUUCAAAAAUGCUGAAAUGACAAAUCUUUUCAAAUGCAAACGCUCUGGCCAAAUGUGCUGUGCCCCGAAGAGUAAAAUUUUAGAGAAACAAGAUUUUAUGUCACGCAAUGAUACUUAUGUUCAUUACCCUCAAGCACCACCACCUAACAUAGCAUAUCCACCUCAACAACAGCCACCUGUUAAUCAAUAUCAAAAUUAUAUGCCAGCUGGACCACCUCCUCCGCCACCACCACAAAUAGCACCAUAUCAAACCCAAGUGCCGCAACACUAUCCACUGCAGUAUGGCCCGAUUCCAGCUCCUCCAAUGUCAGUUCCCCAAGCACCGCCUCCACCACCCCCUACAACAACAACAACCACAACAACGACCACCACCACAACCGUUCGGCCACCAGUCUACUCAAAGUACGUUUGCGGUGUUAAAGGUACCCGUCGAACUGGACGCAGUCUUCCACGAUUAGAUCACAAUAACUAUCGUCGCGAGAAAUAUGGACGUGCAAGACGUCAAUUGCAACAGCAAAUGCGACAUCCAGUGUACAUUAGUGAUGCCACUGCCUCGAAGACAAAUGGCAUCAUGAAGACCACAGAACGUCUGAUUCUGGGCUCGACAGUGAUCCCAAUACAAAUAAAUAAUGACAAACUGGGUGAUUUGGUUUAUGGGGACGAGUUCAUCGAGAAUAAUCUCAUUAGACAGCCAUCAGCUUCUUCGGCUUCAGUGGCGACGGCAGCGGCGACAAUGGACAUCAGUACCAUUGAGAUUCCACAACAAAGACCGGUCUAUACAAACUAUAGCAUGCGUCGUCGCGGACGCGUUGUGGGAGGUGAAGAUGGUGAUAAUGGUGAAUGGUGCUGGCAGGUUGCGUUGAUUAAUUCGCUGAAUCAAUAUUUAUGCGGAGCCGCUUUAAUUGGUACUCAAUGGGUUCUUACUGCUGCACAUUGCGUAACAAACAUUGUUCGUUCCGGUGAUGCCAUUUAUGUUCGUGUUGGAGACUAUGACCUAACGAGAAAAUACGGAAGCCCUGGAGCUCAAACUUUGAGGGUAGCCACAACUUACAUCCAUCACAAUCAUAACAGCCAAACAUUGGACAAUGAUAUUGCCCUAUUGAAACUUCAUGGCCAAGCGGAGUUAAGGGACGGUGUUUGUUUGGUUUGCUUACCUGCAAGAGGUGUUAAUCAUGCAGCUGGUAAACGUUGUACUGUAACUGGUUACGGCUACAUGGGUGAAUCUGGUCCUAUUCCAUUGAGAGUUCGUGAAGCUGAAAUACCCAUAGUAAGUGAUACCGAAUGUAUUCGUAAGGUCAACGCUGUGACGGAGAAGAUCUUCAUUUUGCCAGCAUCAAGCUUCUGUGCUGGUGGAGAAGAAGGAAACGAUGCUUGUCAGGGUGACGGAGGAGGUCCUUUAGUCUGUCAGGACGAUGGAUUCUAUGAAUUAGCUGGUUUAGUGUCAUGGGGCUUCGGUUGUGGACGACAAGAUGUGCCCGGUGUCUAUGUUAAGGUGUCAUCAUUUAUCGGUUGGAUAAAUCAAAUUAUAAGCGUAAAUAAUUUAUAGUUUUAAGUUAAUUCCAUACACAUGCGUAAACAAUUUGGACUCUUCUUAAAACAAUAAUAAUGUAUGUUUCAAUUACUCGAAUAUAAGACCAUAAAUUAUAAAAUUUUAAAAUUAACAACAAAUUUUAGGGUAUAUAAUUUAUUAAGUUUCAAAAUUUCUAUACCAGUGUUUAGAUAUUAUUAUCUUCUCUGUUAAAAGAGGAAUUCAAAAAUAUAAAGAAAUAAAAGAAAAAGUGACUAGAUUUAGAAAAAAAUAGGAAAUUUUAUGGGUUAGGUUGAGUUUACAAUGAAAUGACUUAUUAAU